Molecule: messenger RNA, 2788 nt
Organism: Oryza sativa Japonica Group (Japanese rice)
Lineage: Eukaryota; Viridiplantae; Streptophyta; Magnoliopsida; Poales; Poaceae
Product: calmodulin-binding protein 60 A
Biological process (GO): regulation of salicylic acid biosynthetic process
Cellular component (GO): nucleus
Molecular function (GO): calmodulin binding; DNA-binding transcription factor activity; sequence-specific DNA binding
Source: RefSeq, a predicted model, not a curated record
AUACAUGAAUUACAGUUCUGAAGGCCUCUGCCAUAAGACAUAAUUUUUACUGAUUUUUUUUUUAAAAAAGAGUGAUGGGACAAAUUCCAAGGCAGUAACAUGUUAAAAGAAUACAUUAAUUAUAAUAAUUACCGAUAUAUGUUACGCCCAUUCAUAAUGAAAUAAAAUGUCAAGUAAAUGACAUCACUAAACAUGAUAUCAUGCUCGCUCCUGUCCUACGUAGCAUCACAUAUUCGUUGUUUUUUGUUUUGUUUUGGUAAUUCCAAAAAUAGAGUAGUUUUGGUCGAGCUCGACGACGAGCAUAUGCCCGCGUUGUGUUGUUGGAAGAUUUGCACGCUGUUCCCGCGAAAUUCACAUUCCCCAGUGGGGAGAGUGGGAACGUGAUGGGUCUUGGGGCUUUUGCCGCCAACCGCGCGCGCCACGCGGCAGCGGAGCAGGUGUAGUUCUUGGCAAAUAGUAGUUAAAAUCCCCAGCUUUGGAGUGGUGCUCGUCGAGCUCAGCUCGCCCACCAACCUAUAAAGCCGAGCUGAGCGCAGCAAUCCAAGAAAGAGAGAGAGAGCGCGCAAUCCAAGAACACGAGAGAGAGAGGAGUCCAAGAACGAGAGAGAGAGAGAGAGGGGAGGGGAAUGGAGGAAUUAAUGGCGCCGAAGAAGAGGGAGCUGCUGCUGCUGGAGCGCAGGGGGUCGGAGAAGCGCCUGCGGGUGACGGUCCCAGUCGCCGCCGCCGCCGCCGUGGCGGCCGUCGGUGUGGGGACGGCGGCGCUGGCGUCGCCGGCGACGAGGAUGCUGCGCAAGAUCGUGCUCGUGCUGCUCUUCCUGCUGCGAAUGAGCGAGAGGGUCACGGUCGUGGAGAGCAUCUCUCAGAUUGGCCGUAUGGUUCAGAGGCUUCACAAUGCUCAGGGUGUUAUUAUCAAAAAAUUGGAAAAUAUACAGGAAAACAUGCUGGAGCGGAUGGAAAACAUGCAGGAGCGGAUGGAGGAUAUCAGUCAUGAAGUGAAACAAUUGAAGCAUCUGCAUUCCAAUCGUCAUGCUGAUCAACACCCAGGACUGGAGCCAAACACAAAUGUUCAACUGCGUUUCCUGGAUAAUCUGAAGACUCCUGUUUACACCGAAAAGAACAUCACAGCUGAAAGCAACGAGGCUAUCAGAAUAGGUAUCUUUGAAGGUGACAACAUGAUUACAGAUGGCCCACUUUCCAAGGUGAAAGUCGAAAUCGUAGUUCUCCGCGGUGAUUUCUCCAACGAUGGUCGGGUGAGCUGGACUGAAGAGCAGUUCAACAAUCACAUUGUGCAAGGUCGGAAUGGGCAAGGAUUCGUGUUGGGCGGUGAUUGUGGUGUUUGGUUGAAAAAGGGGGAAAACCGCUUGGGCAAGAUCCGUUUCAAGGAAGGAUCAUCCAGGACCCGCAGUCGGAUGUUCAUUUUGGGAGCAAGAGUAUGCAAGAGCGAAAACACCGGUGUCCGAGUUCAGGAAGCUGUCAUGAAGCCAGUUACCGUGUUGGAUCGCAGAAAUGAAGCAAAUGAGAAGAGGCAUCCUCCAAUGCUGGACGAUGAAGUGUUUCGCUUGGAGGAAAUCUGCAAAGAUGGGACUUACCACAAGAGGCUUCAGAAGGCUAAAAUCUUCACAGUGCAUGACUUCUUGAAGGCUUUGAACACGAACGCCAAGAAGCUCCGUGAAGAAGUUCUCCAGAUGAAGAAGAAGACGAACUCAUGGGAUAAAAUGGUUGGGCAUGCCAGGGAGUGCUGUCUCAGAGACCAGCAUGAGCUGAAAGCGUAUCAAAGUGAAGAAGAAAAUGCGACACUUUUCUUCAACGGUGUGCAUCAAAUUGUUGGAGCAAAAUUUGGUGGUGAUUAUGUCAUAUAUGAAAAUUUUGAUCCAGCCCAAAAGACAAAAGUGAAUAAACUGAAAGACCGUGCACAUGCUAAAUUGGAUGACAUUCCAUCCGAUUUUGUAAUGAAAAACAACAUUCCUGAACCGAUCAGUCCAACUUCAGCAGCUGCUGCAGGCCCAUCAAAUCGUUCUGAUCAUCAGAUGCCAAAUCAAGGAACUAUAGGAGCUGAAAACUUGUGCAAUGGUGUGGCGUUUUACUCGAAUGCAAUCUGCGACUGCAGCACCUCUAAUCCUAAUGAUGUGAGCACACAUGAUUAUCCAGAUCAAGCACCAACGCCAUUUCCUGAUUGGCAACAAGAUCUCCAAAGGCUGAUGAGCUCUUCUGAUACAAUCGACUGGCCGAGCUUUGAGAGGAUUGUAUUGGGUGGCACCUCAGAGGAAUCGAGUUCUGCUCAACACCAAGUUCAUCAACUCCAUGAAAGCAUGCCUCCUGCUACAUCGCCAUGGGUGGCGGCGCCGCAAUCGCGUGCUCAACACGGGGAGGAGCCUAGCAGGUUACCAUUUCCAGGAUCAGACCACAAUAACAACUGUUAGUAACAAAUUGACAGUGCAGUUCUUCUAUGCCAAAAAAAGAAAAAAAAAAGGCAAUGCAGUUAUCAGGUUGCUGCACAGCUAUGUACUCAGUUGUCUCGUCAGUGUAGUGUACAGAUUUGCAGUGUGCAAUUCUGAUUUAGGUUGUGGCUAUCUUAUUCAUCUGCAGAUCAUUAGUGAUCUACGGUGUGUUUGUAAUGUGUAACUGUAAGUCUGUAACAAUGCAGGUGGUAUGUCUGCUGGCCAAAAGAAAGAAAAAGAAAUGAUCUGUGAUGUAUUUAUUUCUUUUCCCUGAUUAGGGAGCUCAUUUGUAUAUGGAAACAUGGUCUAGAUUCUUUACAUUUAUUGGAUCUUCACGCUACAAUGCAACA